Electrophorus electricus (electric eel) is the source of this 1580-nucleotide messenger RNA. RefSeq names its product transmembrane protein 268 (gene tmem268). The record is from RefSeq and is a predicted model, not a curated record. NCBI's taxonomy places the organism in Eukaryota, Metazoa, Chordata, Actinopteri, Gymnotiformes, Gymnotidae.
AGAGGGAGGAAGAGAGGGAGAGCACUCCCAGGAUGUAGCGAAAGAGAGAAAGAAUGAAGAACACUAUAAAGAUGAGGAAGUAGCACGCGGUCCAGAGGCAGAUGGGUGAGUGCUGAGAGCACUGGGAGGUGCUGUGGCGGAAGACAGUCUAAGUUACGGUGCGAGCAGACGCUGCUACACGUAGAAGAGCCAGCAAGGCAGCGAGAAAAUGGAAGACCACUAGACGUCCGAGUCAGCCCGCAUUUCACACGUCAACAUAAAAUACCCUGUAUGUGUCAGUCAUAGACUGGCGAGGAGUUUGCAGGGUGAAGGUGUGCUGGACACAUGGUGCAGUUGUGGCAGCUUGAUCUGAGGUGCAUAGCGACUGUUGCCAUGGAGGAAAGGAUCCCUUGCCGUAAUGGAGCGAGCUGUGACACCGUAUUGAGGAGCUCAUCAGAAGACAGUAACCCUAGUGCAGCCCACGAAAGGCAGGGCAGAGACUUCACAUGGACAAACGGCCAGCGUGUGCUAGCUGUAUCCACUUCCUCUAUGGUUACCCCAAACUUUAACCUGGAACUUUGCAGGACUCUGUUGGAGAAAAGGGGGUUCCAGAUCCCUGCAGACGACUUUGAGAUUCCUCUAGGAAUAGCAUUGGAUCAUCCCUCUGUCAGAAGGUUCCUGUUCUUCAACUCUUCCUUCUUUAAUCUCAUCAUGGCUCCCGUCAUGUACGCAGUUCUGUGGUGCGCUAUCUACUCCAGCCUGCACUGCGUCCUUGUAAAGAGACAUCUGGACUUCUGGGUUAUCUGCCUGUGUGUCAGCCUCAUCUCCAUCUUCCUCACCAUCGGCAUCAUCCUCAUCCUCCACCACAGUAACAAAGAGAUCAGCGUGAACGCAGACGUGCGCCUGGUGCAGGUGAACGAGCGGCUGAUCAGACACAGGCUGCUAGUGGGAGUGGCCGACUGGGUUCAUCAGUGUUCCGGGGAAAUACAGUUGUGUUGUGUGUUUUGGAACUUGUCCCCCUGCUUGCAAACCUUAACUGAAACACUAGAGGAGCUGGGUUUUGUUAGGAAUGUGAUACAGGACAAACUCAAGAAAAAAAUGUCCCACCUCCUUCUAGUGGCUGAAGUCACGACCCUUGAACCUGUUGAUCCUGAUGAGGAGAGUCCACUACUUGUGGACAGUAGCAGGAUAAACCCUACAAUCAGGCAGAGGGAUGAGGCUCAACUGACCAGAAACUACAGCCUGAUACCUGAUUGUACACUCUCACAUCAGGAUAUUGCUUAUCAGCUUUUGAUGACCUACAGUGCAGUUUAUGUGAAACUGUUGGUAUCAGAAAGGCUUCCUAGUCCCUCACAUCGCCCCCUAAGUGCAGAGAGAGUCCACUGCACAACUGCACCACUGUGCCUUUGUCAGUAUGUACAGUGCAAAAUCCUGCAGUAGCCUAAUGUGGUCAAAAUAUUGCCCAACAUGUAUUUUAAUAGAUAUGCAUGACAGUUGCACUGGCAAUGCUUGAACAAUCAUCACCUGAGCCUACUUUUCUUUCAUUUAAAAAAAAAAGUUUUAACGCUGCUAUGUGAAAUACAUAUGCUUGUUAAGUUGCA